Messenger RNA from Perca flavescens (yellow perch), 5836 nucleotides. It is a transcript of the gene atosa, whose product is annotated as atos homolog A. The transcript is spliced from 12 exons. NCBI's taxonomy places the organism in Eukaryota, Metazoa, Chordata, Actinopteri, Perciformes, Percidae. Bases 1346 to 4630 code for a protein of 1094 amino acids. The record is from RefSeq and is a predicted model, not a curated record.
AUCAGCUUACAAAGAGCAGCCCAUCUCUUGUUUGUCCCGUUUCGCUACUCAUACGUCCAUUGUCAGUUAUGUUACAGAACUGUAAAUACAUAUAUUAAGGUCCGGCGUUUUAUUUUUAAGCUUGUUUUCAUCAGCGCGUCUUCCUCACGAGUUUUGGUACCACUUCUAACUUUGCGGUUGCUAUGGCUGCGAGUUCAUGCGAGGCUGGUAGGGAGGGAAGUGACGACUGGGGCUGUUGUUGGGACACGUGACUGGAGCUGCACUGAUCUGUUUUGACAAGCAGUGGGGAGGGAAGGCAGACUGUAAGCAUCACGACUGAGGAGGACUCACUGUUCCUUUCAUCUGCAUUUCGUCUGAAUAAUAUCAGCAUCGACCUUUUAGUUUUAGUAGUCAACUGGCCCUUAAAUUAGCACCUGCUGCUGAGUAAACGCUUGUGGAAAACGUUGUCCUCUGUUACGAAGCGUUGUUGGAGUAGAGUCUACUAACUAUUUGUUGUUGGUUUGAAAAGUUCGCAAAGGAAGUCCGCACAGGUGGCGUUUCUAACGUUAAAGAGAUGGCGACGGUUCAAAGGUUGCGGAUGGAUAGAAAGUGGACCAUAUCCGUCUGAUAACACUGGUUUACAUUUCGUGAGACGAAUGAUGCGCUGAAUAUGUUCUCGUCGUAGCAAAAAAAAAAAAAAAAAAAAAAAAAAUACCGAGACCGUCCUUCAUCGGAAUCGGUGUUUGCAGCUGAGCUGUGGCUACCUGCGCUACAUUGGGGGUUGGGAUGUUUUGGGAGGUCAUCGUCACCAGUAGACGCUUAACUAAACCGUGACGACUAAGUUAGUUAACGGUAGUUGUAUUUGCUGUCUAGCUAGCUAACACUGCAGAAUUAGCAACCCCUGCGGUUUUAGCAGAGUGUCGUUGUGAGGAGCCAAUGUUACAGGAGAGGGGACACAGAAAUGCAUCGCGACGUAACUAUGGUUCAGGUGGCGGAAUUUGAGACGAGUUGUAAAGAGUAGUUAAAUGCUAGUAGUCAGAUUGGUUACUCGCAAGUAAGCAGACUGACAACUCCAUUACCUAACGCUAACUGUAACGGGCUAUCAGCUGUCUUUGUGUUAGUCAGUUGGACAAUACAGUGCGACUCGAUGGAAGCCUACAGUAGCAUGCUAACAAAGCAAUGCUUUGUUGUUGGGUAGAGGACAGCUGGCACCAACACGCAGGCAUCAAAGCUGAUAUUAUUGCUUAGCUAAUACAGCAGGUCUCAGUCACAGAGGAUUUGGGGUUGGCUGUGAAAAGGCUGUGUGUGAUAGAAAAAAAAGAGACGACUGAGCAAGAGACCUGCAAGAGACCCUGAAGGCAACCUGAUGACACUGGACAACAUGAAGUCGGAGCGAGAUGCAACCGAGGAGUUUUUCGAGUACGAUGCGGAGGAGUUCCUGGUGUUCCUGACCCUGCUCAUCACAGAAGGAAGGACACCAGAAUAUUCUGUGAAGGGUAGAACCGAGGGGCUGCACUGUCCACCGGCCCAGUCGGCCAUGCCGCCUCUUCACAAGCACGAAUGCAGCGACAAACUGCCCCAGUGUCGGCAGGCAAGGCGAACCCAUUCGGAGGUGAUCCUGCUUUGGAGGAACAACAUCCCCAUCAUGAUCGAGGUCAUGCUCCUGCCAGACUGUUGCUAUGGUGAUGAGUGCCCCCCAAGUGACCCCAUCAGCGACCCGGUCAUCAAGCAAGAUGCUCUGCUGCUGGAGAGAUGGACCCUGCAGCCAGUUCCAAGACAAAGCGGUGAUCGUUUCAUUGAGGAGAAGACCCUGCUGUUGGCGGUUCGCUCCUACGUCUUCUUCUCCCAGCUCAGCGCCUGGCUCAGCGCCUCCCAUGGUAUCGUCCCGAGAAACAUCCUUUACAGGAUCAGUGCUGCUGAUGAGGAGUUGGUGUGGCAGUUUUCCCAGCCGCCUUCAGAACACAUUUUCCCAGUCCCCAAUGUAUCCCAGAGUGUUGCACUGCAGGUUCGUGUCCAGUCGCUCCCCCGCCAACCCACCUACCCCACCCUGGCCUGCAGCAUCCAUACAGGUCUGCCUCCGCUUUACAGCAAGACCCCCAGCCUCAACCCAAACCUCAACAGCCAUGGUGGCCUGGCCACCCACAAAAAGAGCCAGGACCCCAGCAAAGACAACCUCCUUCACAACUCUAACAUGUACAGCAAGAGCUCUAACUCCAUGUCUGGCCUUCUCCUCAAUGGAUUACCCAUUCCUAAUCUCCCCAUCAACAACAUCCCCAUUAAUAGCCUUCCCCACACUGCUGUCCCCCCUCCUUACAGCAAGAAGAGCCAGGAGCCUGGUGAGGACCACACGUAUCAGAAUGGAGAGCUUCCGCAGGUCAACAUCCCCCAACGUCAGGGCUCCCCACUGUUCCACAGGUCCUCUAACUCCCCCACACCCUCCCGCUCCCACUCCCCCUCUCCACUUACCACAAGUAAAGCUGGGAAGUGGCUGUACUCGGCUCUUAAUGGUUCAUCUGACCCAACACAAGUAGAGGACUAUGGGUCUGGCACUAACAGCAAUGAUAGGUCAAAGGGGCACAUCCCUGAGCCACUGAGAGCUUUUAAGAACUUCUCCUUGGCUGAGCCACCCCGUUGCCCCUCCCCAAGGGCUGCAACCGAGACAAACCCCCUGAUUGGCUCCCUGCUGCAGGAGAGACAGGAAGUUAUUGCCCGCAUCGCACAGAGGCUCAACUUCUGCGACCCCACAGCACCGCCACUCCCUCCCGGCCUUUUUGCUUCUGACAACCCUCCCAAAGCCAUGUGGGGCAGUAACCAUGACGACAUAACUGCCAGUAAGACCAAAGAGACAGAGGUACCGCCCUAUGAGUCUGUGGGACGUGUGUGGCCCAGCCCCUUCAACACACCUGUGACUGACCCUUCUUUUAACAAACGGGAGAGCUCCUCCCCUAAACCUGUAGCAUGCAGGAAGCUGAAAAUGACUGAGAUAAGAGACAGAGAGGAUGAGAGGAAUGGAGAGAGGGAGAGAGAGAAGGAGAAGGAGAAAGACAGGGAGAGAGACAGCUCCCUGAUCGCCCAGGCAGUACAAGACAUAACUAGACUCAUCCAGGAGAGACUGUCUGUCCCCUCUCUGUCCCCAAGGCACAGCAGGAGCGGCAGCCAUCUGCACCACACACACACAACAACAGUCACACACACGGUCCGCACAUACUCGCACACCACGCACGGCCCACAAGCCUCACACACUGCCACCAACGGCCACAUACCGAGCCAUGAACCUCACAAAGGCAGCAGUCGCACCGCUGCCGCACACCCGCCCGUUUGCACAGAAAAGCCCCGGGUCGAUCCGGGGGCUGAAUGCCAUUCUCCCCGUUCCCAAAAUGGUGCUCACUUUACACUUGAAGAACCCUCAUUCAGAGGCCAGUCCCACGCCCAGGCUGGUCGCUGUUUACGAACUCCCCCACAGGAGAAGCUCGGAGUCAGGUCACCCAGCAGCCAUGAAACCCCAUCGGCCUCCCCUGUCCUUGAGAACAGCCCAAGGAAUGCCCAGAUCUUUAGUUGGACUUGCAAUGAUGGCAGCCCAGCAAUGAACUGUAACAUAAGCCACAACCACAGCAAGCCUCAGCCUCAGCUUCAGUCCCAGAUGCAGUCCUGUGCACCAGCCCAGGCCUCUGCCCUGCAGGAUGAGAACCAGGCACCCUCGUUGUCUGGAUGCUCCUCCAGUCCAGACGUGACUCCAGACAUGACCCCCCCUUCUACUGUCCUGCGAGCUCACAGCCCCUCCCCGCUGCGCCCCUGCAACAGCUGGAAGAAACAGAAUCGCCACUCAUUAGACGCCACAGCGACCAAGGCCUUCCACCCGUGUACUGGCCUGCCUCUGCUCUCCAGCCCUGUUCCUCAGAGGAAAAAUCAAACAGGCUACUUUCACCUGGACACCUCUCUGGUUGGCUGUAAGGGUUUGCCUUGGGCCUCUGGGAAAAGGGUGUGUCUUAAGAGAGAGGGGUACAUAGAUGAGUCACAGCAGCUGUUCAUUGCCAGCGCUCCACCUGCCAGUCUCAGUCUGCUGGGAAACUUCGAGGAGUGUGUGCUGAACUACCGCCUGGAGCCUUUAGGGUUAGUGGAGGGUUUCACAGCAGAGGUUGGAGCCAGCGGGUCCUUCUGCCCCAGUCACCUGACCUUACCUGUCGAGGUGUCGUUCUACAGUGUAUCCGAUGACAAUGCUCCCUCACCAUACAUGGGCGUGAUCAACCUGGAGUCCCUGGGGAAAAGGGGCUACCGUGUACCUCCAUCAGGAACCAUUCAAGUGACCUUAUUUAAUCCCAACAAGACAGUGGUAAAGAUGUUUGUUGUGAUGUACGACCUACGAGCCAUGCCUGCUGGACACCAGACCUUCCUGCGCCAGAGGACCUUCUCUGUUCCCGUCCGCCGUGACACAAACAAUCAUACCAGCAGGAAGCCCCUCGGCCAGGGACGCACCUUGCGCUACCUCGUUCAUCUGAGGUUCCAGAGUUCGAAGUCUGGGAAGAUCUACCUCCAUAGAGACAUCCGUCUGCUGUUUUCCAGGAAGUCCAUGGAGGUGGACAGCGGAGCUGCCUACGAGCUCCAGUCCACCACAGAGUCCCCUAUUGACCCACCAUUCUCUCCCCGCUGCUGAGGCCGGACUCCCUCCCUCCCUCCUUCCCUCCUUCCCUCCCUCCCUCCCUCCUUCCCUCCCUCCCUCCUCCACCCGGCAGGCGACCACCGAAGCUUCAAUCACACCUUGAUGCCAGCGAUAGACUGUUACGCAGCCCAUGGCUAGAUAAAUGGCACCUAAAAGAGAAGCAAUUUAAGGACUGCAGUCAACAAGACUUACCUGGCAUGUGCCCAAAAUCUUAAGUUUCAUCCCUUCUGUCACCCCAGAACUGACAAGGUGGGGCUAAGACCCUGGGAGACUCGUCAGAGAUGAUGUUCUUUGUUAAGUGCACAACCUUGGAUUAAAGAGGUUGGGUCAAAGGUUAUGGUUGUAGAGUAUGUUUCAGAUUGUGUUCUCCUGGUUAAGAAGGCCUUACCAGAUAUAAUCGGUCAAUCUUUUUCCUGCUGUUGUGUGUAUCCCCUCCAGCGUCUGGCAGGAGAGUAGAGACCAGUGAUCGUCUACAGAAGCAGUUAGACACUUAAAAUUAUUUCAGCAAAGUUUAGGCUACUUUACUCUUUUUAUUAAAAUCAAAAAUGUUAAUUGGACCUGUACUCAAGAUAGUGAAUUUAUUUUCAACCUCAAUUAAUGUCAUCAUAAAUGCAAUACAAGGCCCAUUUAAUAGUAAAAUAUUUUGUUUUAAAUCCUAAAAGAUUAGAUUGAUUGAUUGAACUGAAAGUGAAUUUACCUUUGACCCUGUGAUUCCUGAGCUCGGAGCAGAGGGAGUGCAUAUGGAAGAAGAAGUGGGUGGUAGACUGCGGUGCAACGCCACCCCCUCGUCCAAAACAAACAUACCAUGGACCACUAAAGAAGUUGAAACAAGCAGUAAGGCUGGAUUCAACUGAAAUCAUCACAGCAGAACAUCAAAAGUGCACUGUGGAUUUUUUUUUUUUCUCAUUAUAACUGGAAAUGAAACAGAAAAUAGUAAUAUUCUAAUACUUUUGUACUGUUACAAGAACCACUUUAUUGGAAGUGUUGCAAUAGAAAGAGUAACCUUAGUUUAGUGUUUACACAUUCACUUUCAGUUUACUUACCAUCAGUUUAUUUAAUAUUUAAAUUAAUAUUUUCAGUUACUACCUGUGACGUCUGUCAUGCUAAGAUGAUGUAGUGCAAACUGUAUAUCAUAGUAUGUAUUUUUGACAUUAAUAUUCAAAUCUGAAAAAAAAUAUAUCUAUAUAUCUUCUAAAGCAA